This is a messenger RNA of Rhineura floridana, 6684 nucleotides long. It is a transcript of the gene MYO3A, whose product is annotated as myosin IIIA. Gene Ontology annotation, cellular component: myosin complex. NCBI's taxonomy places the organism in Eukaryota, Metazoa, Chordata, Lepidosauria, Squamata, Rhineuridae. The record is from RefSeq and is a predicted model, not a curated record. The transcript has 36 exons. Gene Ontology annotation, molecular function: ATP binding; protein kinase activity; protein binding. Bases 968 to 6316 code for a protein of 1782 amino acids. Gene Ontology annotation, biological process: protein phosphorylation.
GGCCUGCUGGGUCAAAAAGAUUCCAGUGUGGUGUAGUGGUUAGAACAUCAGACUAGGACUAGAGUUCAAAUCAGGGUUCGGCCAUGAAGCACCCUGGGUGACCCUGCUCUCAGCCUCACCCACCUCACAUGGUUCUUGUGAGGAUAAACCAUGGCAGGAGAAUGUGUGCCAUCGUAUGGAAAGCUAGGAUAAGAAUAAAUAGGAAGUGCAUUUAGGAUUUCAGUCUUGAGAGCCCCCCAAAAAAGCUUUGGGUUGCUGGAAUACAGAUAACCAUAAAAAGAAUAAGGUGUUGGUGUAGGCUGCUGGCCGCAGCACCUGCCCUUCAUGGCCAGGGCCAGGAAGAAAAAAAACCAGCCACACCGGGAGGGGCUGAGCUGCUGUUAACGCAAAGCUGCUCGAUCGGCUCUCCCAACGCCAGGUGGUUGCUAGCCAGGCCACGAGAGAAGGAGGGGGGCAGCUGCUGCUGGUGCGGCUUGUAUUUUUUAGGAGGAGGAGGGCAAUCUGUUGCAUGUUUCAUUGGAAAGAGUGGGGAGUGGGCAGGCACGUGGUGUUACAGGAGAGGUGUGUCUUCCUUUCGGAUUUCUGGAAAUCGGGAAGGGGGAGAGCGACAGCCCGCUAACCUGACCUUCGAUUGACCCAGGGGAAAACCUCUGCUGCAGGGCGGCCGCAGGGUCAAGAUCCGGCCGGUGAAGCCCGCGGCCGGCUGCCUACUCCGGAGCAACCUGAUCUUGCCAUCUCGCAGAAGGGCUGAACACAAGCCGCUCCUUAAGUUCUGCUUUAAAAUUUUAAUUUGAUUGAACACCGUGCCUUGUUGGGAGUCGCUGAAUGGGCCCAGCUACCCACGCGCACGAGCGGAGGGAGCCACGCAAGACUCGGAACCGCGCACGAGCCGCUCUCCGGGGAGGCAGCCGGAGUUGCGUGCCGCCCUCACCUCACCCCUGUGCCAGGCAAGGAGUCACUAUAUGAGAUGUUGCCCUUAACUGGCAAAACAAUAAUAUUUGAUAGCUUUCCUGAUCCUUCUGACACCUGGGGAAUAAUUGAGACAAUUGGCAAAGGAACAUAUGGCAAAGUUUUUAAAGUAUUCAACAAGAAAAAUGGGAGUAAAGCAGCAGUGAAAAUCUUGGAUCCAGUUCACGACAUUGAUGAGGAAAUUGAAGCUGAGUACAACAUUCUGAAAGCUCUUUCUGAUCAUCCAAAUGUAGUCAAGUUUUAUGGACUGUACUACAAAAAAGAUGUGAAGGAUGGCGAUCAACUGUGGUUGGUCCUUGAGCUAUGCAAUGGAGGAUCUGUGACUGACCUUGUAAAAGGGUUUUUGAAGAGAGGGGAAAGAAUGAGUGAACUUAUUAUUGCUUACAUUUUACAUGAAGCACUUAUGGGACUUCAGCAUUUACAUGAAAACAAAACUAUCCACCGUGAUAUCAAGGGAAAUAACAUCCUUCUGACCACUGAAGGAGGUGUUAAACUUGUGGAUUUUGGUGUAUCAGCUCAGCUGACCAGCAGUCGUCUCCGUCGGAAUACAUCAGUAGGAACUCCUUUUUGGAUGGCUCCUGAGGUGAUUGCAUGUGAGCAGCAGUUGGACAGUUCCUACGAUGCCAGAUGUGAUGCAUGGUCACUGGGUAUCACUGCUAUAGAGUUAGGUGAUGGAGAUCCACCUUUGGCUGAUUUGCAUCCUAUGAGAGCUCUGUUCAAAAUACCAAGGAAUCCGCCUCCUACAUUACGGCAGCCAGAGAUAUGGUCGUCUGAAUUCAAUGACUUUAUCAGCAAGUGUUUGACCAAAGAUUAUGAGAAACGCCCAACAGUAUCUAACCUGCUGCAACAUGAUUUUGUGAAGCAGGUGGAGGGCAAGGAGAAUCUCCUGCAGAUGCAGCUGAUGGAAUUCAUUAACGUUCAUCAGCAAAUGGGAAUCACAGAAAAAGCAAGAUUUGAGCGUAUUCAUACUAAGAAAGGGAAUUACAGUAGGUCUCCAGUUGCAGACCAGGAGGAUGUGGAUGAUCUGGCAACCUUAGAGGUGCUAGAUGAGAAUACAGUAACAGAGCAACUGCAGAAGAGCUAUGCCAGGAAUCAGAUCUACAUCUAUGUGGGGGACAUUCUCAUUGCAAUCAAUCCUUUUCGGAACUUAGACCUUUAUGCUACACAGCAUUCCAAACGGUACAUUGGGGCCAAACAGACUGCCAACCCUCCUCACAUCUUUGCUGUGGCUGAUAUUGCAUACCAGUCCAUGGUCACAUACAGUUCCGAUCAGUGUAUUGUAAUAUCUGGAGAAAGUGGAGCAGGGAAGACUCAAAGUGCCCAUCUUCUGGUUCAACAGUUGACCGUCCUUGGAAGGGCUAAUAACAGGACACUUCAAGAAAAAAUCCUCCAAGUCAACAAUCUGCUAGAGGCCUUUGGAAAUGCGGGCACUAUUAUUAAUGAUAAUUCUAGCAGAUUUGGGAAAUAUCUAGAAAUGAAAUUCACCUCCAGUGGCACUGUUGUAAGUGCUCAGAUUUCAGAAUAUCUCCUUGAAAAAUCAAGAGUCAUACAUCAAGCUGUAGGAGAGAAGAAUUUUCAUAUUUUCUAUUACACCUACGCUGGUUUGGCAGAGAAGAAAAAACUAGCUCAUUAUAAAUUGCCAGAAAAUAAACCUCCCAGGUAUCUACAAAAUGAACUUCUCAGAACAGUACAAGAUUUCAUGAACAAUGGUUUCUACAAAUCCCAGUUUGAAUUAAUUGAGCAAUGCUUCAAGGUGAUUGGAUUUACGAUGGAGGAGCUAGGGAGCGUAUACAGCAUCCUUGCUGCCAUUUUAAAUGUGGGCAACAUCGAAUUCUCAUCGGUGGUAACUGAGUACAUGAUUGACAAGAGCAUCGUUUCCAAUCCAACGCCUCUUGAGAACUCUGCUUCUUUGCUGUGUAUUCAGGCAGAUGAAUUGCAAGAAGCUCUAACUUCUCAUUGUGUGGUGACCCGAGGGGAAACCAUUAUACGGCCCAACACGAUGGAAAAAGCAAUUGAUGUAAGAGAUGCCACAGCCAAAGCACUGUAUGGGCGUCUCUUUAGUUGGAUAGUGAACCGGAUCAAUGCGCUGCUCAAGCCAGGUACUUUUUUAAGUGGAAAUGAAGAAGGACUGAACAUUGGAAUUCUUGAUAUCUUUGGUUUUGAAAACUUCAAAAGAAAUUCUUUUGAACAGCUCUGUAUCAACAUUGCUAACGAGCAGAUUCAGUUCUACUUCAAUCAGCAUGUCUUUGCAUGGGAACAGAAUGAAUACCUGUAUGAAGGCGUUGAUGCACGAGUUAUUGAAUAUGAAGACAACAGGCCCCUGUUAGAUAUGUUCCUGCAAAAACCCAUGGGAUUAUUGUCCCUGCUUGAUGAGGAAAGCCGGUUUCCUCGCGCCACCGAUCAGACUCUUGUGGAAAAAUUUGAAGACAACCUGAAAUCAAAAUAUUUCUGGAGACCAAAAAGAAUAGACUUGACAUUUGGGAUUUACCAUUAUGCAGGGAAGGUUCUUUAUAAUGCAACUGGGUUCUUAGCCAAAAACCGAGACACUUUGCCAGCUGAUAUUGUACUGCUCUUGCGAUCCUCGGAAAACUAUUUGACUAGGCAGCUGGUAAUCCACCCUCUUACAAAAACAGGUAACUUGGCACAUACUAAGAGCAAGAGUGCAAUAAACUACAAGACAUGGACUCCACAGAAAUCAAUUAGCCACACUAAGCUGGAUAUCUUUGUGUUGUGCAAUUCGUAUUCCUUCUGUGAGAGUGAGCCAGAGGAUUCCAUGCAUCAUCCAAGGGAAACAACCAAUAUGAAAACACAGACAGUUGCUUCAUAUUUCAGAUACUCACUAAUGGAUUUAUUAUCUAAAAUGGUGGUUGGCCAGCCUCACUUUGUUCGCUGCAUUAAGCCAAACAACGAUCGACAGGCAAACAAGUAUGACAGAGAAAAGGUAUUGGUACAACUACGCUACACUGGGAUUCUGGAAACGGCACGGAUCCGGAGGCAAGGCUAUUCUCAUCGUAUUCUCUUUGCUAACUUCAUAGAGCGAUACUAUCUCCUUUGUUACAAAUCAAGUAACAAGCCCCCUGUUAGCCCUGAAACUUGUGCUGCCAUUUUGGAAAAAGCCCAGCUUGACAACUGGAUUCUUGGGAAAACUAAGGUAUUUCUCAAAUACUAUCAUGUAGAGCAGCUGAACUUAAUGCAAAAGGAGACAAUUAACAGGAUUGUUUUGAUUCAAGCAUACGUCAGAGGGUGGCUUGGUUCAAAGAGAUACAGAAAGCUAAAGGAGAACAGGGAAGAAAGUGCAAUUAAAAUACAAUCAGCUUACAGGGGAUACGUUAUUCGCAAAGAAUAUAUGAAUGCAAAGAAGACAUCCAAAAAAACAGAAAUGUGCAUUACCAAACUACAGGCUGCUGCAAGAGGAUACUUAAUCAGAAAGACGAUUAAAGAGGAAAAGGACGCAAAUAAUAAAGCAGCAACAACAAUUCAGUCCCAUUACAGAGGAUACAGGGAGCGAAGGAGUUUCAAAAGGAAAAGGGAAUCACUUCUUAAGGAGGAACAGGCUGAAACUGCAGCUACACCAAAUGAAAAAGAAAAAGACAAACAAGCUCCAGACAUUCAGGGUGGUGCAACUGUUGCACACAAGUCUCCUCCCCAAACAGAAGAGGAGGCCGCUGUCAUUCUUCAGAGUAAUUACCGGGGUUACAGAGAACGGAAAAGGGUUAAGGAACAGUGUAAGGAAACAAGAGAUGCAGAUGAGGUGCAAAGCUCACCUCCAGAGGCUGAGGUCGGUGCAACUGCUGUGCAAAAGUCACCACCUCAAACAGAAGAGGAGGCCGCUGUCAUUCUUCAGAGUAAUUACCGGGGUUACAGAGAACGGAAAAAGGUUAAGGAACAGUGCAAGAAAUUGGAAGGUACUGAUGAGGUGCAAAGCUCACCUCCAGAAGGUGAGGUGGGUGCAACUGUUGGGCACAAGUCACCACCUCAAACUGAAGAGGAGGCUGCUGUUAUCCUUCAGAGUAAUUACCGAGGUUACAGAGAUCGUAAAAAGGUAAAGGAACAGUGCUGCAGGAAUGUAGCGGAGCAAGAACCUACUUUGGUGCAGAACCUCAGGCCAGCACAAGAAGCAGGAGCUGGUAUGGUCACAAAAGAUCCAGCUGCUUCUGUUACUCGGAGCAUUUCCAACUCGGAAGAGAAGGCAUUGGAGGAGAACAAAGAGAUGCUUCCCAGCAAAGGAUAUUCUUCCAUGAAACAAAAGCCUCUAGGAGAGCUUGCGGAACAAGAUGGAAAACAGGCCAUUUCCAACCGCUUGUCUAAGAAAGCAUCUAUCAAAAAGGCAAGUGAAUCUAGCCAGCAGACUCCUCAGGAAAAAAGUGACAGGAAUGAGAAAAGGCCGGCUCCCAUUGUUCCCCAUGACAGUCACCUGGAAAGAGCUUCUCUGAAACACAGCCAGGCAACUCCCUGUGAAAAUAAAGCAAGUAUAAGGAAAAGCUCUGUGAAAGGCUCUCAGGAGCAUAUUGAAGCCAGCAAGCAAACAUCAGGAGACAAAGAGAAGGCAGCGCUAGUCAUUCAGAGUAAUUAUCGAGGGUACCGAAGUCGGGGACAGCUCAGAAAAGAAGGGAAAUUGCCGGGUGGAAACCAAGGGAGAGCACACAAUGAGCUGAGAGGAGCAGGGCACAGUCAAAAUCCUGGUUCCAAGGCAACAAAAGAGAAGAGAAGCUCCAGAGAUCAGGCUGAGGGCCCAAAGAAUGUUCUGAAAGAUGGCCCAGAAGAGGAGAAGUCUGACCUGGAAGCUUUUUCCAGUCAGAUAUCAGAAUUGUCAGAAGACUAUUUGGUGCUGCAGCAGAAGCUGAAUGAAAUGAUUCUGUCACAACAACUGAGGCCUGUGAUGCUCUCCAAAGACAAGAAAGCAAAUGACCGCCUUUCUCCUCGUGUGUAUCAGCCUGUUGGUUCCAAAUCAGAGGAUGCUCACCCUGUGCAGAGAUGCCCAAGGCGGCCUCAGAAACCUAAGACACUGAACAACCCCGAAGACGCUACAUAUUACACUCUCAUACAUAAAUCAGUCCAGGAUGAAAAGCGGAAACCGAGAAAAAACAGUGUGGGCAAGAUACUAGAUGUAGAAGAUCCCUAUUACCAAGAAUUUUCAUCCACUGAUUUAAUCUCAAAUGACAGUAAUAGCAGCACAAGAGAAAAUAAGUCACCAGUGGAGCCCAGAACUGCAACAUUAAGGAUUAGUGAAGAGCCAAGGAGCUCAGGGGGCCCACUGGAAGAAAACAGAAGCAAAAAUAAUCCUUAUGACUAUCAAAAAUUGUUACGGAAGACCUCUCAACGCCAGCGCCUUAUCCAGCAGUAUUAGCUGCUGCAGCCACUCUUUGGCUUUCUUCAGCAUAAAUGUUUUUGUAUGGUUUUAUACUCCAUUCUUUUCUUUUUAAUCCCUCUAUCUAUCUACCUCUAUCUCUGUCUCUCUCUGGAAUUUGUUGUAGCGCCUUACAGGGAAAGAUGCUAUGGUUUAAAUAGUAAUGUGCUGGGUGGGUUUUUUAAAAAGAAGAAAGAAAAGAAAAUGUAAAUGUGUGAAAAAUUAUUUUAUUAGUAUGCCAUAACUUAUUAAAGUCUAGAUAACUUAUAAAGCAAAUCGUUGUUCCUUCCCCUCCCCCCUUUUUUCUAUUUUUCCAUAGUGCAAACUCAAAAGUAGGUUUUCUUUUGUCUCGUUUUAUUUUCUGAUCU